Molecule: messenger RNA, 1821 nt
Organism: Auxenochlorella protothecoides
Lineage: Eukaryota; Viridiplantae; Chlorophyta; Trebouxiophyceae; Chlorellales; Chlorellaceae
Product: DDB1- and CUL4-associated factor 8
Exons: 11
Coding region: 1-1821 (606 amino acids)
Cellular component (GO): Cul4-RING E3 ubiquitin ligase complex; cytoplasm
Molecular function (GO): protein binding
Source: RefSeq, a predicted model, not a curated record
AUGACCCUGUACAGCGAUGCCGAGGCGCAGCGGGAGGGCCUGCUGUCCCCCAGCCGGUUUCGGAGCCGGGUCGGGGCCUCGCUCCACCUCCUGCAGCGGCUGGGGCUGACGCGGCGCCUGGAAGGCCACACAGGCUGCGUGAACACAGUAACCUUCACCCCUGAUGGGGAAGGACUCCUGUCUGGCAGCGAUGACCAGCUGAUCAAGCUGUGGGACUGGCGGCGCGGGGCGGAGGUCCUCUCCUACGACAGUGGGCACACUGACAACGUCUUCCAGGCCCGUGCCAUCCCCGGCACCGACAAUCGCACCGUGGUCUCCUCAGGCGCAGACGGCCAGGUGCGACUGGGGCUGGCUGGCGAGGGCGGCUCGGUGCGCACGCGCUGCGUGGCGCGCCACAAUGGCCGCGCGCACAAGCUGGCGCUGGUGCCGGGGGCGGCGGGCUGGGUGCUGUCCUGCGGCGAGGAUGGCCGAGUGCUGUCCACGGACGUGCAGCGGGGAGGGCCGGCGAUCGCUCUGGGUCGGCCCCUACCACUGAACAGCGUGGCCUGCACCCCCCUGGCCCCCACCCAGUGUGUGCUGGGGGCCGCGGACGAGGUGGUCCGAGUCUUCGACCUGCGCAUGGCCGGCAAGCCCCUCAACGAGCUGCGCCGGGGUCAACUGCUGCACGAGGUCACGGUGACCGCAGCGGCCGACGUGCUCCGCGCGCUGGACGCCACAGGGGGGCGCGUGGAGCUGCGCGCCACCUGGUCCACAAACGUCCUGCAGGCGUAUCGAGGCCACCGCAAUGCCCAGACGGUCAAGGGCGUGAGUUUCCUGGGGCCGGACGAUGAGUGGGUGCUGUCGGGCAGCGACGACGGCCACAUCUUCAUCUGGGAGCGGGAGGGAGGCAAGCUGGUGGCGCUGCUAGAGGGCGACCGCCACAUCGUCAAUUGCCUGGCCCCCCACCCGACGCUCCCCCAUGUCCUGGCCUCCAGCGGCAUCGACUCGGAUGUCAAGGUGUGGGGUGUGCAGGCGGGCGAACCCGCCGCCCUCGGCGCCGCCGCCAGCAUCCUCAUGGCGCGCAACGCCGAGGAGCAGGGGUCGCGCUACUCCCGCUCCUACAUGGUGUCCGCCCAGGUGACGGUGCUGGCCGAGGUCCCGGCUCCUCGAGCCCCGCUCUGGGGCGAGCUGGAGGAGGAGAGCCUGGACCUGACCACCCCUCCCAGGCGCCAGCGGGCCCGGCCGCCCACCCAGCCGCGCUCCUCCAACCCGACGCGCCCACGCAACGUCUCCAGCGCCCAACAGGCGCAGGAUGCGGCGCUCGCCCGCAGCUUCCAGGAGGAGGAGGAGGCCUGUGCUCUGGUCCGCGACGAGCUUCUCUUUGCGCGCAUGGAUGCGCUGGCGGAGCAGGAGGAGCUGGGGACGACAGGGCACGCCCCCAGCAUCUUCCCGCCGGCGCCGGAGUGGUGGAGCCCCGGCGCCGAGCAGGUCCAGCAGGCCUCCGUGCGCUACGACUGGCUAGAACGGGUGCUGAGCCUGCUCGAUCGCGACUUCACUGCGGACGAUUACGAGGCCCUGAGAGCGCUGGACGAGGGCCUGGAGGAUCGGCGGGGGGCCGACGCGGCCAGCAUACGUGCCUUGCCGGUGGAGCGGCUCUCGCGUGAGGCCGCCGCCGAGGUGGGAAGGUGCGUGGUAUGCCUGGAGGAUGUAAGCCCGGGCACUAGGCUGAAGCGGCUGCCCUGUGGGCAUGCAUUCCACACCCGCUGCAUCGAUCGCUGGCUGCGCUCGCGAGGGGCCUGUCCGGUGUGCCAGCGGGGCAUCGGACCCGAGGAGCUGCUCUGA